Dothidotthia symphoricarpi CBS 119687 is the source of this 661-nucleotide messenger RNA. RefSeq lists its product as uncharacterized. The record is from RefSeq and is a predicted model, not a curated record. Lineage: Eukaryota; Fungi; Ascomycota; Dothideomycetes; Pleosporales; Dothidotthiaceae. The transcript has 2 exons. Bases 84 to 611 code for a protein of 175 amino acids.
CCUAAAUAUACAAUUCUUCCCAGCCCCUAUCCAAAACGUGUUUUCGUCCUUCACUCAGACUAACAACCGUACACGCCCCAACCAUGCCCGCCCACGCCCUCUCCAAAGCCCACAAAAUGAGCUACCGCAUUGGCCGCGGCGAAACCCUCGUCCUAACCUUCGAGCCCUAUAAAUCCGAAAUUCUGCCUCUCUGGCGCUUCCGCACCCCAACCAUCGCGCGACAAUCCUCAGCCGCCAUCUACGCGAAGUUCCUCGAGUACAAUGACGCAGACGACUUCGUCGGCAUGGACAUGAGCCGCAAGUUCCUGCAGAUGGGCAUGACGCGCGCGAAGCGGUAUGCUAAUCAUAAAGGGGGAAGGAAGUACGACAAAGAGACGGGCGAGGAGCUGGAAAAGAGCAAGGGUCAUGAGGGCAUGGAUGAGAAGUUGGAGGCUAGUGAGAUCUUCAAGGGGGUGUGGGAGAGGGCCAAGGCGUUUGAGGGGUAUGUGGAGAAGAAGGAGAGGUUUCAGAAGGAGCAGAAGGAGUGGGAUAAGCAGCAGAAGAAGGGAGAAGAGCAAAAGACAGCAAAAGACAAAGGUGAAAGAGGAGCCAAAGGAAUGAUGACCGGAUAGUGUUCCCACUCACUAUGCUGCUGGGCUUCGGUUCCGCAUUUACGGUGCAC